CCAGGAAUAACUUUUUAGUGGUGCGGAUGAGACGCUUGUAUCAAUCCGGUUAAGUGAAUUUGGAGUGAAACUUUAUGGAGGCAACCCCAAACAUCUUUAGUGGUACUUUCUCAAUGUUCCAAGUGUCCAAACCGUUCUGUUAUCUGACAUCUGCUAGUUAUUAGACAUUUUAGCGGGCUAGCAAGUAUAGUUUACAAAUUAGCGAUUAUAACAGUAGCCAGCUAGCUAACAAUUUGCGCGAUGCCUCCAUUGGUUUUGAAGGGGAUAACUGUGGAUUUCCCUUUCACCCCAUAUGAAUGUCAGAAGGAUUAUAUGAACAAAGUGAUUGAGUGUCUUCAAAAUAAGGUUAAUGGGGUUCUGGAGAGUCCGACGGGCACCGGUAAAACAAUGUGUCUCCUCUGUGCAACCCUUGCCUGGAGAAACUACUUUAAAGACACCAUCUCUGCCCGGAAGAUAGCUGAGAAGAUGGGAGGAGCAGAGCUUUUCCCCAACACACCAAUGGCAUCUUGGGGAACCGCUGCAACCGAUGGCGAAACAACAACUUAUUACACGGACAUUCCAAAGAUCAUUUAUGCAUCCAGGACACAUUCACAGCUCACCCAGGUUAUUAAUGAGUUAAAGAACACUUCCUACAGGCCUAAGGUGUGUGUGUUAGGGUCCAGAGAGCAGCUUUGUAUUAACCCAGAGGUGAUGCGUCAGGAAAGCAACCACAUUAAGGUUCACAUGUGUAGAGCCAAGAUAUCCACCAGGUCAUGCAUGUUCUACAACAAUGUUGAAGAAAAGAGCACAGAUAAAGACCUGGUGAACUCCAUUCUGGAUGUAGAGGAUCUGGUGAAAGCUGGCAACAAGCAAAGGGUGUGUCCAUACUACUUAUCACGCUCCUUGAAACAGCAAGCAGACAUCAUAUUCAUGCCUUACAACUACCUUCUGGAUCCAAAGAGUCGCAGGGCACACAACAUUGAGCUGAAAGGGGCAGUGAUUAUUUUCGACGAAGCUCACAAUGUGGAGAAAAUGUGUGAGGAGUCCACCUCCUUUGACCUCACUCCAUAUGACCUGGCAUCAGCCAUUGACGCUGUGGACAAGCUGCUAGCAGAGCAGGCCAAAGAGGCUGGGAGAGGAGAUGUCUCAGAGGACUUCAAUGUGGAAUCCUUAAACGCUGGGUUGAAACUGGACAUAACAACCAUUGCUAAAAUAAAACAGAUUCUUCUGGAUUUGGAAAUGGCCAUAGAUUCCUACGAGGUUCCAGGUGACAAGGGGAUCACCAAACCUGGAAGCUUCAUCUUUGAGUUGUUCCAGAGGGCACACCUCACGUUUGACACCAAGACAGCCAUUUUUGAAGCCCUUGAACAGAUCACAGGAUACCUGGCUGGAAAACCUGGCAUAUUCAUGAAUACCACUGGAUUACAGAAAUUAGCAGACAUUAUUCAGCUGGUGUUCUGCAUUGAUUCACAGGAGGAGGGCAAAGGUGCCAACAUUCCCCCCAACAUGAAACCCAACACCACUCAAUUUAAAGUCCAUAUCCAUAAAGACACCAGUUAUCAUAAGAAAAAACUAAAUACAGAUGUGUGGAAUUCAUCCUCUUCAAAAAAACAAGGAAACGUUCUGAGUUACUGGUGCUUUUCGCCUGGGUUCAGCAUGCAGGAACUGGUGAGGCAGGGUGUACGCAGCAUCAUUCUCACUAGUGGAACGCUCUCCCCCAUGUCAUCGUUCACCUCUGAAAUGCAGAUACCCUUUCCAGUAUGUCUGGAGAAUCCCCAUGUGAUUCAAAAUGACCAGAUCUUUGUCAGCAUCAUCGACCGGGGUCCAGAUAGCGUGCAGCUCAGCUCAGCAUUUGACCGCAGGUUUGUCCCUGAAAACAUGACAUCGUUAGGAAACACGGUUGUGAAUCUGAGCCGCGUAGUCCCUCAUGGUUUGCUGGUGUUCUUCCCUUCUUACCCCGUGAUGGACAAGACACUCGAGUUCUGGAGGGCAAAUGGGCAUGCCGACCGCAUUGAGAAUAUCAAGCCCAUGUUUGUGGAGCCAAGAGGAAAAGGGACAUUCACUGAGAUUAUCCAUGGCUAUUAUGACAAAGUCAAUGACUCGAAAUCUAAAGGGGGCAGCUUCUUUGCAGUCUGUCGAGGAAAGGCCAGCGAGGGACUGGAUUUUGCAGACACCUACGGCCGUGGCGUUAUCAUCACAGGCCUCCCGUUUCCUCCCCGCAUGGACCCCCGAGUCAUUCUGAAGAUGCAGUAUCUGGAUGAGAUGUCCCGGAAAAAGACCCCUGGGGUGCAGUACCUGUCGGGGCAGAACUGGUACAAACAACAGGCGUCAAGGGCUGUGAAUCAGGCCAUCGGCAGAGUCAUUCGCCACCGAGAGGACUACGGGGCUAUCUUCUUGUGUGAUCACAGGUUCAAAAGCAUAGAUGCACGUGCUCAACUCCCAUCGUGGGUUAGGCCCUAUGUGCGCACCUAUGACAACUUUGGGAAUAUGGUUCGUGAUGUGGCACAGUUCUUCAGAGUUGCACAGAAACUCAGGCCUCCUCCAGAGAUGACGCCAGGAAAGGGUAGCUGUGUUGGGGCAGUGCGCUCAGCAGACCCUCAUUGUGCCAGUGCCAGACCCUGCAGCUCCUCUCAGGGCUUCAACCAGGGUGGUUUUGCUCAAAAGGCAAAAGUCCUUGAUUCUCAUGUGCCCAGUCUAAAGAAGCGACGACUCAAUGAGUGUGGCGGCAGUGAGGGGAACGGUAUGGCCAGUCUGUGUAUAGAGUACGAGACCGAGAUGGAGGCCGGCCGCAGAAGGCCUGUUGGCCUGCUGGACGCCCUAGAGCACAGUGACCAUCGCCAUGGAGAAGACCAGGGCCAAGCGGGCGAGGAGAGGGCUAAUCGCUUUUCCACUUUGUCUCUUCAAUACGACAAGCGCAUGGAAGACGAGUUGCGAGGUGGAAAGCGCAAAAUCAAGGUGGUCCAAGAACGGAAAACCGCCAUCACUGCUGACAUCACACCGGAAGAGGGCAAAGCGGGAAAAGCCAAGAUUUUCCUGGCGGUGAUGAAAAAGUCACUGAGUCAGAUGAAUUUCCAGAGAGUGAUGGCAGCCCUGCAGGCUUACAAACAGACGGACGACCUAGACAAACUGCUGGCUGAGGCAGCUGACCUCUUCACUGGGGACACCAACACCCACAGCCUGCUCAGAGGAUUCUAUCAGUUUAUACGACCUCACCACAAGAAGCUCUUUGACGAGAAAUGUGUGGAACUGACUGGUCUGGGUUGUGGCUACAAACCGGGUCACUCACUUUCCAAAGAAGAGAAAGAAAUGCUGAUGCUGAGUGGGGAAAUCGAGACUCAUCAGACCAGGCAACAUUCUUCCAGUCUUCAACUGUCCAAUUUUGUCACAUUGGACUCAAGCACCUCCUGCAGUCAGCUCAAUGCCAGUCAUCAGCUUAAUAAAGGAGGAUAUCACCUUGGAAGCCACGGUUUGGCUUCAGAGGAUCAUGUCCAGAAGAAUCAAGUGCUGACAGUUGAUCCUAAAUGCAAAGGCCAAGCACCAGUCAAUUCUACUCAGAAGAAUCAAAUCUAUGCCAACUUCAUCACUGAUGUGAAAAAUUCCAUUGGACUCGAGAAGUCCAACCAACUUUUCUCAGCUAUUCAGAGCUACAAGAAGACAGACAGCUAUGAAAGCCUGGUGGGCACAGUAGUGAGUUUGUUAACUGAGAAAAAUGAAGACUUUAACCUCCUUAGCACAUUUGCCCUGUUUAUCCGGCCUCACCAUAAGAAACAGUACAAAGAGAUGCUGGACGCUUUGAUAGGUGAUUUAGGAUCAAGUGCUUCAUCUGAGAUUUCAACACGGCUAAUGCAAGUUUCAGCACCUGGGAAUCUACAAAAGAAGAUCUCAUCUUACUUUCCCAGCAGCCAGAGGGACUGAAAGCUGUUGGAAGAGGAGCCCCUCCCAUCCAAGAAAAAUCUCCAUUCUAAAUGUUAUAGCUUUGGAGUGUUUUUUAACUAUUGAAUGAAUAUCACUUGGAAUAAAUAUGUCAGUUAUUGAAACUGUUUCCCAAUGUAAUAUUUUUAUUAAACUGUU
This is a messenger RNA of Esox lucius (northern pike), 4050 nucleotides long. It is a transcript of the gene rtel1, whose product is annotated as regulator of telomere elongation helicase 1. The record is from RefSeq and is a predicted model, not a curated record. The coding region runs from base 241 to 3894 and encodes 1217 amino acids. NCBI's taxonomy places the organism in Eukaryota, Metazoa, Chordata, Actinopteri, Esociformes, Esocidae. Gene Ontology annotation, molecular function: DNA polymerase binding; ATP binding; DNA helicase activity. Gene Ontology annotation, cellular component: nucleus. Gene Ontology annotation, biological process: negative regulation of t-circle formation; DNA recombination; telomeric loop disassembly. The transcript has 34 exons.